Messenger RNA from Amoebophrya sp. A120, 2991 nucleotides. The record is from the annotation of a GenBank genome assembly. NCBI's taxonomy places the organism in Eukaryota, Dinophyceae, Syndiniales, Amoebophryaceae.
CUCGAUUGUGGUACAGCAGCACGCCUGUUGCCCGCUUGUUCUGCAGUGACUAACCCUUCACAAGAUAUGAUCCUCACCUUGCUCUCUGUGAAGAUUUAUAGGAGAGCACAUUUUUACUGCUAAGAAAAGAUGAAACGAGGUGAGUGCUUCUAAUUAUGUGUAAUCGCGCGAGAGCAACAACAGAAGAAGCUCCUGGCGCAACCAAGUAGAAGAAACACUUUUCAUCAUCGAUAUCGCCUUCAAUUUAGGGUUCCUAAGUCGACCUUAUGUUCACUUCAUUUAUCGCUACUUUCUCUUUCGCUUACUAAGCUCAGUAUUAGUUGCAUAGGAAACUUUCGAAACAACAUGAUCCCCGGUGUGUGCAAAAUCCCUUUUCGCGAGAUUGCGAUGCUGUACGGAACCGCGUGGAAAGAGGAUAGAACUACGGACUUAGUGAAGAAAGCCUUCAAGUUAUGCUGGGAAAAAAGUGUUACAGUUGCACAUUGUGUUGCAGGCCAAGCAAGAGAGACCAGCGCUGUCAUGCCGGAUAUGCAUAGGAGCUUCGUUUCAUAGGUGUUUUAUUCCCUUUGGAUUUCUGCAUUGCAAGUUUUCUCCCUCAUGCAGAGAAAUUUGUGUUGCUGAAUUGACAACAAAUGUGUAACUGUAACACUUUUUUCGUGGGAUACAAGGCCGGGUUCCGGGCGGUAGACACAGCCUGCCAGCCGAAGCACUACCAAGAACAUCUAGUCUAUUCUGAGCAAAAUCAGCCGAUACCCAUACUCCAGUUCGGAACUCGACAACACAAACCCAAAAGUUUGAAUGAUGGGGAGGCAGCACGCAUGACGAGUUAUUUCUUUCCGCAGGGCAUUGUUGCGUAGGAAGGAGAAGGACCACGGGCGCGUCGCGAAGCGGCCACCUGUUUUUAUACCCUGUUACUGUGUACUUACAGCAUUUGUAGAAAGGAUUCCACAGCACAAUAAACACGACCGGAAAUCUUUUCUGUCUCGGCAGAGGAGAUGCGUUCCACUUCCUUUCAGAAGAUAUUCCUGCGGCCCAUGCGAGUCUUAGUGUCGGUAACAGCCCGCGUAGAGUAUGGGUAUCAGAAUUUCACAUGAUAUUUUCGGGAAGGCUCUGCGCGAGGUAUUCGAGGAAAAGCUCUGUUCUCGGGAGGACGUGUGGAUUCAGACGAAGUUUACCAGUUUGGACGGACAGGACAAAAACCGGAUCCCCUACGACAAAAAUGCGCCGCUGGACGAGCAGGUGGCGCAGUCGGUAGAGGUGAGCCGGAAGAACCUCGGCAUCGAAGUGAUCGACUCGCUCGUGCUACACGGCCCGGUGAAAGGGAGAGCGGAUUUGACCAUGACAGCGUGGCGAGCGAUGGAAACCGCGGUCGACGAGGGCAAGGUUAUCCUGUGUAGAAACGUAGUAGUGCUCACAUCUCCGCCAGAUUUGUCAUGCAAAUUUGCAUGUUCAGAAGCAAGCAGUAGCGGAGUGUGUUUCUGAUACGUAAGGGCACCAUGAGAGGACGAGGGGGCACGCAUUAUUUCCACGACUUGUGUACGAAUAUUGGUUGUGCUCUAAUCUCCCGGACGAAACUUCUCAUGCUACUACACUACGGACCCGACCUUGUCAACAUGCGCAAGAACAUCUACAACAUGCUGACUUGUAUAAAUAGGGAUGAAAUAUCAUAGAAAUUUCCAAUUUAUUUGACUAUGUAUUUGGUACUUAGUAUGGGUACUGCUUAUCGCUUUUUACACAGGACAAAGCUGCGUUUUCUCGGCGCUUCGAACAUCUACGAUCUGGAUUUUUUCCAGUACCUCUUCAAGGAGGCCAAGCACAAGCCCAUCGUGCUGCAGAACCGCUUUUAUAGCGACACCGGUUUUGACCGGGAGUUACGCAGCUUUUGCCAGGAACACGGGAUACGGUACUACGACUAGUUCGCAAUUUUUCUGUUAUUGCAAAUCAAUCAAUUGUUCCCCAAGAAUUCUCGGUUACGUUUGAUGAGAUUGUGAUUGAUGCUUCUCAACACGAGCAUGUCGUUUUGGUGUAUCGUUUUUCAUCUAGAUCUUCGACUGCACAUUGCAACGAACGGAACUCCGAGCUUGUUGAAGAAUGAAACCAAAUCGAAAUCCAUUUUUUGGAAUCAGGUACCAAUCCUUCUGGACUCUGACCGCCAACCCUGGCCUGAUGGGCUCCCCACCCGUCCAGAGCCUCGCUCAGCGGCUGCAGGCGACCCCCGCACAGAUCAUUUACCGAUACAUCCUGGACUACUGCGAGGCAAAGUGCCCCCACCCCUCAUCGGAAAGGAAAUUUGUGAUGCCGGAUUUUAGUUCUGUGUACGCAAGAAAGUCUAAGUCAUUGUCAUGAAGAUGUUUUCUAUUUUCAUAAACCUUGAGAAGCGCACGCGUCAUUCUAUUUUCAUAAACGAUAAAGGACCGGCGAGGGCCGCUUUUCGUCGCAGCCCGUUUCUUUUCGGGAGAUAGCAGAGCACCUGUCUGUCAAAAGAACAAAUAGCUAGUCGUUUCGCGGCUGCACAGGCGAACUAGCACCAACCAAGUACUGAAGUGCCUUGCAGCAAUACAGAUCUGAUUUGUACUGUAGUACACGCACACGACUACUACACGUCGGCAGCACGAAUUAUUUCCCACUAUUCGGUAGGAGGGGUUACGGGGGAUUUUUUCCUUUCGAUCCAGACAGCUGCGGCGGGCAGCCGCUGACGGGAUGCAAGGACCCGCAGCACGUGAAGGAGGCAGUGGCGGUCAAGGAUCUGCCGCCACUGAACGUGACGGACAUUGCGGCCAUGGAGGACAUUAUGUACGGGAAGAGGAGAAGCAGUCGAAAGGAAUUGUAGAGAUGGACUCUGGUGAAGUUGUCUACGCUAGCGCUAAUAUCGCCAUUGCAGUACUAUUAGCUGCCAGGACGAAAUGAAAAAAGCCUUCCAACUGUGUAUGCAGAACAUAAAAAAUCAAAAUCUUGAUGAUACUCGGAAGAACGAAUACUUGGAUCGAUCGC